Molecule: messenger RNA, 1917 nt
Organism: Brassica rapa (field mustard)
Lineage: Eukaryota; Viridiplantae; Streptophyta; Magnoliopsida; Brassicales; Brassicaceae
Product: myosin-binding protein 3
Source: RefSeq, a predicted model, not a curated record
AAAUAUUAUUUAAUUUUUUUGUCAUCAAUAUUAUUAAUUUUUUUUUGGAAUUUUCUAAUUUAUUAUUACAAUUUAAUUAAUGUCAUGGAACUACUCUUCUCUGUGGGCACGUAGUCCAAAGAACAAUGAAACGCGCUCCGAUAAAGGAGGGAGAGAGAUGAGGAAGAUGGAGGAGAAUCAACACACAAACCCAAAAACAUAACCUUCCUCCUCCUCCUCCUUCUCUCCCUCCUGAACAUCCUGCCGUUUCUGACAUUUUCUUCUCUGUUUCUUCCCUGGAAACAGAGAGAAAAAAAAAUCAUCUUUUUUCCUCUGUUUUCCCCUGAAAGCAUAGAUCUUUGUGAAUACGUAGCUGCACCAAUCUUAAAGUUUCUCGUCGAGGUAAACGAAGAUUACAUUUUAUUCUUGAAAAAGAUACAAUCUUUCGUGUUUUUGAAAAUCACCACUUAAUCUCCUCUGUUUCGCUAUUAUGCUGAAACCUUCUCGCAAUUCAAUCGAAGAAUGAAACAAAGGUUCUUGAUUUCAUCGUCGUAUCUUAGCAUUUGAGGUUGUUACAACAAGACACCAUGGAUUCUGAGUUGAAGUUUUCUUCGAGAGACGUUGUGAAACGCUGUGAUUACUCCCUCGAGGCAUCAUCUUCUUCUUCAGAGCCUUUGACUAGAACGGUGAAAAGAAAGCUCAACGACUUCUUGCUACGCGGCUCUUCUUCUGACUCAUCCUCAAACGCAAAGUCACUAGUCGAAAACGAAUGCGCUGCUCUCCUCGAGGAUCUUUCUUCCCAAAGAAAGACAGUGAAAGAUCUCCACUUGGAGCUCGAAGAAGAGAGGAAAGCCGCUGCGUCAGCAGCCAACGAGACGAUGUCGAUGAUACUUAGGCUCCAGAGAGAAAAGGCUGAGAUUCAGAUGGAAGCUCGGCAGUUCAAAGCCUUUGCUGAAGAGAAGAUGACGCAUGACCAAGAAAAGCUUUUGGUUUUGGAGGAGCUGUUGUAUGAGAAAGAGCAGGCUAUUGAGGCUUUGACUUACGAGGUUGAAGCUUACAAGGAUAAGCUGUUGAGCUAUGGGUUAACAGAAGGAGAGAUUCAUGAUGAGAUACUUGGGUUUGGGAAAGACAGUGUUGAUGUUUACCCUUGUGAGUAUAGUGUGGAUGAUCAGUCUCCGAGAUGGCCUUACUAUGAUCCAAACUCGCCUUUGGGAACUGCGAAGGAGAUAAAGGGGACUGAGUUUUGUGCAGACUCUCCUAUGUCUAGUAGCGGUGACAGAGUUUAUACUAUUGACUCGAUUCAUGUGGGAGUUUCUGAAGUUAAGAUUGUGGACGAGCCUAGUAGGUUGAGUAAGGGGAAGUUGAAUGGUGAUCAUUGGGAUUCUCCGAGAAAGGAAGAACCGGUGAUGAUGAUGAUGGCUCAGCAAGGAGGUAACGAGCCGGGUAUUGAGAAGCUUUACACAAGGCUUCAAGCGCUUGAGGCUGAUAGGGAAUCACUUAGGCAGAUCAUUGUGUCUAUGCGGACGGACAAAGCUCAGUUGGUGUUGUUGAAGGAAUACGCACAGCGUUUAUCUAAGGAAACUGUCACGACAGAUAGGCGGAACAUGGUUAGGAAAAUGCCAUUUUUCAAAGGAGUCUCUGUAGUAACGGCCUUCAAGUGGAUGGUGUCUUUUGUUUCUUGUAGAAGGAAAGCCAAGCGAAACAAGUAUGUGUAUGAUAUGUCAGCAAAUAAUAUGGGGAUGCUUAUGAUUCUAGGGGAGGGAUCUCGAAGUAGGAGAUGGAGUUGUUUAACAAGUUCACAUGUCUAGAGAUAUCAUCCAUCAUUUUUUCUCUCUUGUGCAAUAGUUAGUGCAAAUUGAAUGUACAUUUCUCUUUAUUGCAAGACAUGUAUGACUGGUCCAGAUUCUGGCUGAAUAUAUCAAAUCAAAUUUCAUUCUU